Molecule: messenger RNA, 2358 nt
Organism: Balaenoptera ricei (Rice's whale)
Lineage: Eukaryota; Metazoa; Chordata; Mammalia; Artiodactyla; Balaenopteridae
Gene: GPANK1
Product: G-patch domain and ankyrin repeats 1
Exons: 3
Coding region: 1133-2176 (347 amino acids)
Molecular function (GO): nucleic acid binding; protein binding
Source: RefSeq, a predicted model, not a curated record
GGCCAGGGAGCCUGGGAAAUAUAGUCGUGUGAUUCCCGGUACCGUGGGGUCGAGAAGAGCGGGGAGAAGAACAAGGCUGCCGGGGUCGUUUCCUGCCGCUCCCCUCACACAGCGAGCCUCAGGCCCCGGUGCGGCUCCGCUUCCCAGGGCACUGACCUCAUCCGCUCCAGCCAGCCUGGUCCUUAUCGCCUGUUGAGCUCCUUGCCCGAGUCAGUCCGCCAAGGAGACCCCCGAAGGAGCCAAUGCUUCACCCUGGGGUUUGGGCUCCGGGGGCGGGAGGUGAGGCCGGGUUCCGUGCCGAGGGACCUGGGUAGGGUGUACUGGGCUGAACUGAACGGCGACAGAACCAGGACGGCCCCGUGCGCUAACCUGAGGUGGCGCCAGCCAUUCUGCUGCUUGUUCCGUUGCACUUUUCCAUUUCUUCUUAGGGCUUGAACGGGGCUGCUGCAGGCGCUAAGUGUGACCUUCGAACCCUGGUCAGAGUAAUGGUGAGGGGCUCUGAGGCGUUAUUUCUUUUCACGGUUUCUGGGCAUUCUCCACCUCAGGGCCUUUAUUAACCCCGAGAGAAGUUUCCCAGGGACAGAAAAUGAGCUCGGAGCGGGGGGCCACCUUGAGGGAGGCGAAGGGCAUUGUGGGGGCGUUAUGUAAAAGCAGCACCCCAACCGACGGAUCCUUCUCGGUCCUCGCGCUACCUGGGUACGUCGUGCGUUGCGUGUGUGCUAUUGGAACGAUUCCAAGGCGGGAAACAGCCCGGCGCUUGCGCGCGCCUGCGCCCUCAAGUAAUUGCCCCCCAAGCCACGCAUGCGUCUUUGUGCCGUGUGACUCUUUGUCGACUCCUUUGCUUAGAGUAGCGCCAUUUUGCAGUACGGAAGCUACAAACCAACACAGACUGGAACCUCUCCCUGAAAUCUGCUUCCUGCUUCCGGAGAAGUGUCAAGUCUGUCAAAGUCUUUUUGUUUGGAAAGACGUUACCCGAAAUAGGAUCGAGGAAGAUUUAAAGAGCCAGGCUGAUUGUUUUUCUUAACGCAGGUGUCUGGAGGUGGCUCUGGUCACUGCAGGACCACCAGGGGCUUGGCUUCCUUGUCUCAUCCUCCCCCUGCCUAGUCUCAUUUUCCCAGAUCUCCCAAAAGCCAUGUCCGGGGCCUCCCUCAUUAACUUUACCCGAGCCACUGACCCCAGUGAUCUCUGGAAAGAUGGGCAGUUGCAGUCACAGCCUGAAGAGCUGAAGCCCACCCUGGAUGGAGCUGCAGCCCGGGCUUUCUACGAAGCCUUGACUGGGGAUGAGAGCAGCACUCGUGAACCCCAGAGGGCUCAGUCUGAGUCUGCCAGGAAGAGAAGAAGAAUGAUGAGGGAAGCUGCAGCAGGAGUAUCAGGAGGACAUGGACAAAGGAGAUCCCUUGGGGCAGAGGACAAGAUGACCCACCGGAUACUGAGAGCAGCCCAGGAGGGGGAUGUGGCAAAACUAAAAAGACUGUUGGAUCCCCAUGAGGCAGGGGGAGCUGGGGGGAAUAUCAACGCUCGAGAUGCUUUCUGGUGGACCCCCCUGAUGUGUGCUGCCCGAGCAGGCCAGGGGGCAGCUGUGCGCUAUCUCCUGGGCCGUGGGGCUGCCUGGGUGGGGGUCUGCGAGCUGGGUGGCAGGGAUGCUGCUCAGCUGGCAGAAGAAGCGGGCUUCCCUGAGGUGGCCCGCAUGGUCAGAGAGAGCCCCAGAGAGACGAGCAGUCCAGAGAACCGGUCCCGAUCCCCCUCUCCCCAGUACUGUGAGACUUGUGAUGCCCACUUCCAAGACUCUAACCACCGUACAUCCACUGCUCACCUGCUGUCAUUGUCCCAGGAUCUCCGGCCCUGCAACCUGCCCCUUGGGGUGCCUACCUCCAGCCCCGGCUUCAAGCUGCUGCUGAGGGGGGGCUGGGAGCCUGGAAUGGGGCUGGGACCCCGGGGCGAGGGCCGUGCCAAUCCCAUCCCCACUGUCCUCAAGAGGGACCAGGAAGGAUUAGGCUACAGAUCAGCACCCCAACCCCGAGUUACACAUUUCCCAGCUCGGGAUACACGGGCAGUGGCUGGGAGGGAGAGAGCCCCUAGGGUGACCACACUGAACCGGAAGGAGGAGAGAAGGCAGGAGGAGAAGGACAGGGCCUGGGAGCGGGAUCUGAGGACAUACAUGAACCUUGAGUUCUGACCUUGGCAAGUUCUGACCCUCGUCUGCUGCUGAAGUCUGAACUUGGGCCCCUGACCUAGGCACUUGGGCUUCUACUUCCUGGGGUCUGCCCAGGUUCCAAACCUUCAGGUUUUCAUCAGUGGGCUCUGCCUUUGGGAGAAAAGAGGCUGAGAGUUGAGAAAUAAAUCAAGCUUUUCCCCCUC